This is a messenger RNA of Aphidius gifuensis, 3314 nucleotides long. RefSeq lists its product as uncharacterized. The transcript has 5 exons. NCBI's taxonomy places the organism in Eukaryota, Metazoa, Arthropoda, Insecta, Hymenoptera, Braconidae. The coding region runs from base 688 to 1710 and encodes 340 amino acids. The record is from RefSeq and is a predicted model, not a curated record.
GCGACAGCAUCACACUCAUUGUCAGUACCACAUGGUCUUUCACAUUGCCAACGACAGUUAAGCAACGGGCGUGCUACAAUUAUUCACUACUAUACUAUAUUAUUAUUAUUAUUUUCUCUUCUUAUUUUAUUUAUUUAUUUAUUUUUUUUUUCUUAUUUUCACCUCAUAUAUUUACCGCACCCUCUAUAACCAAAAUCUUUUAUUUUUUUAUUUUCUCUAUUCCUAUCUUUAUCACCACCCAAUUUUACCUUCGUUCUUCACUUACACCAAGGGUCGCGCAAUCCCCUACCAAGAUUUUAUUGUGCGCCAAAGGGAUCCGCCCACUAGAACGCACUAAACUAUAUUCUCUCUUGUAUUCAAGAAUGACUUAGAAGCAUCGUGAAACUCCCACGAUUCACGUGACAACAAUUUACCAAUAUUAAAAAAAUCAUAUAAAAUAUUAUCGUUUUUAUUUUUUGGAUUUUUUUUUUUUUAAUAUAAAAUAUAUAUAAUAAAUUUUUAAAAAUAAAAAAAAAAAAACGUUUUAUUUUAAUUAUUGUGAAACAAAUGACAAGUGUUUAUUAAAAUUAAUUUAAUUUUAUUUAGUGACUUGAUUAUAUUGUGGCUUGUGUUUUAUAAAUAAAAACAAAAAAAAAAAAAAAUAUUUGGAUUAAAUUGGAUUUAAAGUGGUUUUUAUAAUAGCUCAAAAUGGAAUCAUCAGGAUCUAAAGUGACUCAUUAUUGUGCUGAUGGUGAUGAUGUUGUGAAUUUAAAACAUCGUGAUUGUUGUGAUAUAUAUUGUUCAGUGUUUAAUAAUAAAAAUAAUAAUAAUAGCUAUAUCAACAAUAGGCUUUUAAUGUCAGGAAGAAUUUCACGUACAUUCAAAAUUGCUUGUAUCAUCCUGUUGCUGUCUAUUGGAUUUUCAAGCGUUUUUUCAUCCAAGGAUAUAAAAGUUGAAGCAAGAGUACCAAAAGAAGCUGAACUUGGUGGUAUGAUAGAUAUGAAAUGUGAUUGGGAAAUUUAUGGUGGAAAAAGUCUUUAUUCAGUCAAAUGGUAUAAAGAUGGUCACGAAUUUUUUCGUUAUGUGCCAGAUAAUCAUCCGAGAAUUCAAACAUUUCCACAGCCAGGAAUUAAACUUGAGAAAAUAUCAAGUAGAGAAAAUUCAAUUCGAUUAAUGGAUCUUUCAUUUACAAGUACUGGUCAAUAUAAAUGUGAAGUAUCAACUGAAGGACCAGCUUUUGCAACGUCAUUUAAAACUGGAAAUUUUACUGUCAUAUCAUUACCAGAACGAGGUCCGGAAAUUAAAGGCUUGUCAUCGCAUUACGCAGUUGGUGAAAAUGUUACCGCAAAUUGUACCGCAUGGCCGUCAAUACCAAAAGCAAACUUGCACUGGAGCAUCAAUGGCAAACCGGUACCCCCCGAAUUUACAGUGGUCUAUCCAACAGUGUCACCUGUGCAAGGCAUGGGUAUUCCAAGCACACUUGGUCUGCGGUUAGAAGCUGAAGCACGUCACUUUGUUGGGGCUGGUACAGUAAAAUUUCGUUGUCAAGCUGAUGUCGGUAGCCGUAGAUUUGACACUGAGAAGUUAGUUCAAAUGGCACAUGUCAACAAUCAACGGUUAAGUGCAAGCGAUUUACGUGGUAGUGUCAAAGCCAAUGCAUGCUUUUUAACUAAUAAUAAUUUUAAUUUAAUAAUUAUAACAACAAUAAUUAUUAUUAUUAAUUUAACGUGAUAAAUUUAAUUAUAUAAAUAAUUUUACACAUAACAUUGAUAAUGUUAUAGCUUUAUGUUUCAUUGACUCAAGUCGAAAAGACAAUUUAUUUGGAACAAUAUUUAUUAUUAUAAUCGUUAAAUAAAUUUAUCGUUAAUUACAGUUUAAAUUUAUAAAUAAACUUGACUGAAUGAUGUAUGAAUUAAAUAAAGAGUAUACAUUUAAUUAACAUAAAAAAUUUUAAUGUUAACGGUCAAUGUUUUUACAUUAUAUAUUUAUAAUUAAAAAAAAAUAUAAAACUUAAAUAAACAAUAUAAAAUAAAAAUGUCAUGUUGAAAUUAAAAAACAAUUUGAAAUUGUAUAUAUAAAUACUCUUGAAAAUGUACUUUUAUAUCUUGAGUAUUUGUCGAGGGAUUAGUAAACAAAAAAAAUUUACAGAAAAAAUACAUCAGAGUGGGCUCUUGGCCAAUGCGAGGAUAAAAUAAAUGAAGAAAAACAACACAUAAAAAAAAAUGCAAAAAAAUAAAAUACUAUAGAAUUAAAAUGAAAAAAGUAAUAUAAAAAAAAAAAAAAAAAGCAAUAGACCGAUGAUGUACAUAAGCGUAUGUUGAGUGGGACGUGAAAAUGGUUGACGACCAUGACGCAGUUGUAUCUGGAAAUGAUGUAUGAAGUGUAUGACUCGAAUGAAGGGUAAAAAAAAAAACAAAAUAAUUCGCAUUUACGUCGAGUAAAAUGAAAAUAAAGUAGAGAAAUAGAGAGAGCAUUUCUGAUUGACGUUCAGACAGAUUAAAUAUUAUUAUAAAGAAUUUUUUUUUAUUUUCAAUUUUCACUAUUAUUUAUGUAUUAUUUUAUUUGUUUUUAUCAAGUUAGUGAUAAAAUAACUGAAUAUUUCAUAAAAUAAUUUAAUCCGUUAUAAAUGAAUUUUUUUUUCAAAUAAAAAUAUUCCAUUAUUUAAAGAGGAUAUUUUAUUAAAUUUUGAAUAUUUUUAUUCAUAUAUUUUUUUUGUUUUUUCUAAAUACAAAAGAACCUCUAUUUCUCUUACGAAAUCACGGUUAAAAUUUGCGGUAAACCUUAGUCACGUUGAAUCAACCAAAAAAGAGGUUAAUAAAAAAUUUAAAAAAAAAAAAAAAAUCAAGUAUUCAUCCGCAAAAUGUCACAUAUCCUAACCACUGAUUGCAAUUUGCAAUUUCCACUGAAUAGUAUUCGAUUAGAGAAGCUUCAUGCAUUCAGAGUUUCAAUAGCAAAUUCAAGUUUAUCAAUUUGUGUAUCAGCAUGACCUCAAACUUAAUUCAAGUCAUUUAUGCAACAAUCUUAAAGAUAAAAAAUUUUAAAAAGCCUAAAUGUGGAGAUAUGAGUUCUUAAUUUUUCCUGACAAAGAAAAAUUAUAUAAUAAAUAAAACAUUGACCAUUAACAUCGAAUUAUUAACUCGCAAAGCUCAUAAUGCUCUCUAAAUUUUGUUGAAAAAAAAUUACAACCCUAGAGACGAAAGUAUAACUAUAGUGCGCGUGUGAUAUACAUUCUAAUUAAACUGUAUAAAUAAAAUAAAAGAAAAUUAAUUAUAAAAAAAAACAUACAAAACCGUCGACAUAAAAAUUAAAGAAAAAACAAAAAAAAACAAAUAAAG